ACCAGGCAACGGAAGAAAGGGGAAAUCGUUUGUGUAUUAUCUUCUGCUAUUUCACUUCACAGUCCUUUUCUAUGCAAAUCCAAGCUAUCCGCUCCUCUCUCUCUAAGAUCCUCUCUGCCGAAUGCAAAACUCACGUUUAAUCCUGCCGCUAAACAGAGGUCGAUAUGUUCUAAUCCGAUCAGGUUUGGUUUCGGUAGCGACGUGAGUUCGACGUUGGCGAUUAACAAGAAAAGGAGGCGUGGUUUGAGUGCUGUAUGUUACGCGAUGCCUCUUUCUGCUCGCAAUCUUCAGUGGAUCUCUACUAUUUCUUCUGUGAUUUUAAUGCUCGCAAGGGGGACUGGGAUCCAGAAGUCAUUUAUCGUUCCACUAUUUGCUCUUCAGGCGCCUGCAAGUGUUAUCUCGUGGAUUAAAGGAGAAUAUGGCAUUUGGAGCGCAUUUUUGGCACUUCUUGUUCGUCUGUUUUUCUUCAUCCCUGGUGAACUCGAGAUACCAUUCAUAUCAUUACUUUUGGUGAUUGUGGCCCCAUAUCAAGUCCAAAACUUAAGGGGAACUCAAGAAGGGACCAUCAUCUCACUACUGAUUGCAGCAUAUUUGGCUUUCCAGCAUUUCUCUCGAGCUGGCAGCUUUCGGAGAGCUUUUGAUCAGAAUUCAAUUGUUGCAACAGUGGCAAUCAUUUGUGUAACAGCUGUCUCAUUCCUGCUCGUGAUCUGAGUUCUUCAGUCACUCCCAACAAAUAAGCGAUUGCCAUCUCUCUGUGGAGAGAAGAAAUGAGAUUCCUUCUGCUUACAGAUGAUUUGCCACAAGCGAACCCAAAAGGUAAGUCAUGGCCAAGAGCAGCAGUGAUCGUUUUGAUAUUGAAGUGGCUGAGCUGGGCAUGCCUGAUGGUUCUGCACCAUACAUCGAUGGAUCUGUGGGCGUAAAAGUUGGGUUCGUGGGAGCCGGUGGUGUCAUGGUUGGUAUUGUGGUGAUGGGCGGUGUUGGUGGUGGGAUUACAGGCGGCGGUGGUGUUGGGUUUGGAACUGCAGGUGGAGGGGGGCUGUGAAAGGUGAUAACAGGGGUUGAUUAUGAUUCAAAAAGGUAAAAGUUGUCAUACUUGGGUCUGUGCUAACAAGUUGAGCUGUUCCUCCAAAAACACAGCUAGUAGCAGCUGGAUUCCUCUGGUAAUAGUCAUUGAAGGCAUAAGAAGCAUGGUCCUUCACGGUGUUGGGGUCAUAGCAGCUCCCCCCUGGUUGAAUCGCCGAACAGUCUGCACCGCCAUAGCCACAAGCAUAGUCAAGAGCCACCUGUAGAGCAGUCGGGGAAGCAGCAGAGCUUGCAAUACACCAUGAACCUCCACCAGAGUUUCCAGGCCCUGUGGUGGGAGUCAUCAUAUUAGGGUCUACUGAGUUCGGUCCAGUCUGUGGCGACGUAGUUGGGUUUACUGUUGGAGUUUGAACUUCUCCUGGCGUUGUCGCUGGGUUUACAAUGGGGGCGUCAUACAACUCAGUGAAAUGUACUGAAGGAGAGAAGAUCUUUCUCUCUUCUUCACUCUGCAGAGAGAUCGACCUAUCAACCUGAUAUGCUUCGACAUUUCAAGCGUAACUCAACUAGACAAGACACGUACCCUCAGCUGGAAAUUCAAAGGUUCGAAUUCUUCUACUCUUAUAUAUAGUAGAAGUGUACUUAAAAACAAACUUAUCUUUCACUUGCUCGCUCUUCGAUUCUCGAACUAUAACAGUCUAACAAUGAGCAUGAAAAUGGCUACAAAAGAAACGAAGCGGAAAUCGACCUUUACCUGAGAAGAGUAAGAAGAAUAGUGCCAAAUUCCUGAGAAUGUUGGAACCCA
Molecule: messenger RNA, 1825 nt
Organism: Cucurbita pepo subsp. pepo (vegetable marrow)
Lineage: Eukaryota; Viridiplantae; Streptophyta; Magnoliopsida; Cucurbitales; Cucurbitaceae
Source: RefSeq, a predicted model, not a curated record